Messenger RNA from Rhododendron vialii, 3023 nucleotides. RefSeq names its product putative E3 ubiquitin-protein ligase RF298. The transcript has 4 exons. The record is from RefSeq and is a predicted model, not a curated record. The coding region runs from base 199 to 2742 and encodes 847 amino acids. NCBI's taxonomy places the organism in Eukaryota, Viridiplantae, Streptophyta, Magnoliopsida, Ericales, Ericaceae.
UGGCCGUACAAUAAAAAUGACCCUAAAAACCUCAGAGUACUGAAAGAGAGCAAAGCAAAGCACAGCACAGGAGGGGGAGCUCUCACACUGUUUUCGUUCACAUACAGCAAUGGAGGCCUGACCUUCGGAAUUCUUCGCCUUCACAACCCUACAAUACUGCAUAUUGGGCUCUUUUGGACUCAUAAAGAAAUCAAAGAAAUGGCAGAUGGUGGUAAUGCUAGUAACCUAGGUUCCUCAACAGUAUUGUGUCAAGAAAAGGUGCUUAGGAAUAAAAGAAAAUAUUUAGCUGAAAUUCCCAUUGAUGGUGGAAGUGAUGUCUCCUCACACCUCACAGAAUUUCCUAGAUAUGAAUUAUUAGCAGAUCAGAACACAGUGAGUGAUUCUGACUCAUUGGAGGCUCAGUCCAAUUGGCCUAAAGAAGAACAAGAAGUAGAGGGGUUGCAUCUUGCUGAUUGGGAUGAACCCAUAUCCUACCAACUUGAGGAACUUUUGUCACACAAUUUGUCUGCGACUUUCCGGAGUGCAAUUAAGAAGAUUGCUGAACAGGGGUACACUGAAGAUGUUGCCAAGUCAGCCAUUUUGAGGAGUGGCCUCUACUAUGGUAGUAAAGAUCCGGUGUCAAAUAUCGUUGAUGGUGCUUUGGUUUUCCUGAAGAGAGAGAAGAAUUAUGACGCUUCAACAUAUCAUAUAUUUCAGGAUUUAGAUAAUCUAGUGGAGUACACAAUUCUUGAGAUGCUAUAUGUGCUUAGGGAGGUUAAGCCUUCAUUAACUAUUUUAGAAGCAAUGUGGUUCUUGUUGAUUUGUGACUUAAACCUUUCACUAGCAUGUGCGGUGGAAGGAGAUCCCUUAAGUGGCAUUUUUGGUAAAGAAGUUUCCGGAGAAAGCUCCUCUGAUCCCACACUUGCCCACCCAAAAUCAGAGGCUAAAACUUCUGAAACCGUUCUUCCAAUCCCCAACACCCACAGUUCUACUUAUGUCUCAACACAUUCAAUCUCCAAUACCCAGUAUUCACGGUCUGAAAUACUUACGUAUGGAGGGUAUGGAGGGUUUCCCAAUUUACCUCAUCCCAUGUGUCCCUUUCACGAUGGGAAGACAAUUCCAACUCCCGAAGCUAUUGUUUCUGUCAUAGAAGCUAGAGGAAAAUCCUUGGGCCUUCCCGCUGAAUGUGUGCAGAGUAUAUGUCAGUUGGCGACCAUGGAUGAAAAUUCAGGGAGUUGUAGAAAGGGUUGUAUGCCUAAUUAUCCGAAAAGGCACAUGCUUCACCAUAAGUCAUUUCAUUUGGAAAAGCAUUACAAGGGUUCUGCAUCUAAGGGGACCAUAAAAGCGAAAUUCAGCACCUGGAGUGGUCCGGUCUUGGACGAGAAAUUAAAGCCUCCACCUGAUUCUUUGGGAGUAAAUACAAAAAAUGCUUCCUCAAAGAUGAGUAAAGCAAUUGGAAAGAAAGUCUCUGUUUCCGAAAAAAGCCAUCAUCAUUCAACCAACACCUCAUCUUCUUUAGCUGCGACUAAUAAACCUAAACAUAAACCUAAACCUAAACCUUCACCAUCGGCUUCAAAAGAUAUUGUUUGUGCAUUACCUUCUGCAAAUGGCAAAGUUGAUGAUUCAUUGCCUCAUGAAACAAAGCCUAUUCUGAAACCAGAUUCUUCUCACAGGACUUUCGACGAUUAUUGUGCUGGAAUUCCUUACGAUCAGUCUCUGGGAAAGUAUGUUGCACAGGAUGAGAAGGAUAAGCUGAUUUUGAUUCUAGCUCCUCAAUUGCAAAUUCUGGAGAAAGAGGUCCAAGGUUGGACAGAUUGGGCCAAUAAGAAGAUCAUGCAGGCCGCUGGGAGGCUAAGUAAGGACCGUGUAGAGCUCAAGACACUCAGGCAAGAAAAAGAAGAAACUGAAAAAUUCACAAAAGACAAGCAAAUCUUCGAAGAGAACACAGCGAAGAGGUUGUCUGAGAUGGAUUCUGCACUGGCCAAUGCUACUAGCCAAGUGGAGGUGUUUAACUCAACCGCCAAUAGGCUUGAGGAGGAAAAUACUGCACUGAAGAAGGAAUUGGAAGCCGCUAGAUUGCAAGCUCUUGGAUCAUCAGCAAAUUUACAGGAAGCUUUUUUGAGGGAGAAGGAAGCUUUGAAGAGAGCUCAAUCUUGGGAUACAGAGAAAGUUUUGUUGCAGGAGGAGGUUUCAGUUGACAAGCGCAAGGUGGCUGAGCUGCAGCAUGAGUUGGAAAAGGCUAAAGGUUUCUACCACAAGAUUGAGGCUGGACGCAAUCAUGAAGAAAAGGCGAAGGAAAAGCUUCUAAUUGAGGCCAGCUCUAUAAGAAAGGAAAGAAAGCAACUGGCAUAUGCAUCAAAAGUGGGGGCUGACAUGAAAAGCCAAAAGGCUGAAAAUGAGAUGCAGAAAUACAAGGAACGCAUUGAAGAGCUUGAAAUCAAGAUAUCAGAACUGAGAUUAGAAUCCGAAUCCUCAAAAAUAGCUGCACUUAGAAGAAGCAGCAUAAAUGGAAAUUAUGGAUACCAAGCUGCUAAAGUAUCCAAGAGGUUGGCUGUUUUCCGGGACAACUUUAGUGAAACAAUUGUGAGAUCAGAGAGAGAAUGUGUUAUGUGCUUGGCGGAGGAGAUGUCAGUGGUUUUCCUACCCUGUGCACACCAGGCUCUUUGUGGAAAUUGCAAUGAGAUCCAUGAGAAGCAAGGGAUGAAUGACUGUCCUUCGUGCAGGACCCCUAUCAAGAAACGAAUCAAGGUUCGUUUUUGCUAAACUGGAAAAAACGAAAAAAAGGGUGUUUGCACCAAGUAACAGGAAAGCUAACAUGCAUGUAAGUAUGACUAAUGGGUGGAGUUGUUCAUUUUGGAAAGGGGUUAUCUUGAUUUCAGAUGAUAUAUGUUUUUGGCCUAAAAGUCAUGACUCAUGCCCCCACCCCCUGGAAAAAGAACAGAUAACUUGGGCUUUACUUAGUGGUACUCAAGGGCAUUUGGUUUGACAUAUUUUGUUUACUUCCAGUCAUCUAGUUGUGAUUAUCUCGGGAAAUGUUUUGGUUU